GAGACCACUGUGAGUUUGUUGUUUUUACGUCACUCACGUUCGGUCUGAGCUAAUCCGAAUAGAUCUAAGUUCGUAUAAUAGUGAGUUAUUUUGAAUUUUAUUAAUUGAAAAAAUGUCAGAUGAAUCAGAUGUUGGAGAGGAAAUUACGGAACCUCGCACUACAGAAGCUGAGGGAGACGAAAAACUCCCGGAUAACCCUCUAAUACAGGACGUCAUACCGGAAUGUCUUUCGCUGCUUUGCAAGAUAGGAAGCGGGCUAACACACGCUUAUGUGCGCUUGGACGUUCACGAUAGAGACAUAACAGAUAUACAAUUAUUGAAAAGUUUUAUCCAUGUUCGUUAUGUGGAUCUUUCAGGCAAUUUUCUACGGGACAUCACCCCGCUCAACCAUCUGACAAAUAUGCUGACACUGAAGGCUGAUAAAAACCAGCUUACCAGCCCAAAACUAGAAGCCUUACCAUUCCUGCAGAUUGCAAACUUUGCCAACAACAAGAUCACAAGCACAGAAGGAAUUGAGCAUCCAUUACUCGAGCAGUUAAACUUGAAUUCGAAUCAGAUCACAUCAAUAUCUGGACUUCACCCGGGAACUCUGACAAAUCUUCAUACUUUGGAAUUGAGAGGAAAUAAACUAGAGUCUACAGCUGGGAUAUACCUUCCUAAUCUGAAGAACCUUUAUCUUGCUGCGAAUAUAAUCAAGUCAAUCGAAGGACUCGAACGUCUUGAGAAACUCACUCUUCUUCACCUCAGAGAUAAUCAGAUCUCGACACUAGAUGGCUUCUCAGAUCAAAUGAAGUCUCUUCAAUAUAUUAACUUGAGAGGUAACAAUAUCACAUCACUCAAAGAGUUGAACAAACUUGUAUCCCUUCCUCUUCUUCGUGCCAUCGUGCUGAACGAUAAUCCAUGCCAGGAAGAGGACAGCUAUAGGGUUGAAGUUCUUAUAUAUUUGAGAAGAUUGGAAAGACUGGAUAAGGAUGAGUACAGUGGGGAAGAACGCACAGAAGCAGAAGAUAUUCAUGAACAGAGAAGACAGGAAGAAUUAUUACUGAAAGGGGAGGAAGGAGGAGAAGAAGAGGGGGAAGCUGCUGCAGAAGAUUAAAUGCUUUAAACAAGGGGGAAACCCCUCCCCACGGACAUGAAAUUUUUUAUCGAUUUGUUCCAGACCAGUCGAAUGAUUGUUAUAUACAGUUCUGUAAAUAAAGAGUAUUUUAUAUAAUAUUG
Molecule: messenger RNA, 1218 nt
Organism: Styela clava
Lineage: Eukaryota; Metazoa; Chordata; Ascidiacea; Stolidobranchia; Styelidae
Product: leucine-rich repeat-containing protein 23-like
Molecular function (GO): protein binding
Source: RefSeq, a predicted model, not a curated record